Vombatus ursinus (common wombat) is the source of this 1413-nucleotide messenger RNA. It is a transcript of the gene GPR150, whose product is annotated as G protein-coupled receptor 150. Gene Ontology annotation, biological process: G protein-coupled receptor signaling pathway. Gene Ontology annotation, molecular function: G protein-coupled receptor activity; peptide binding. Gene Ontology annotation, cellular component: membrane. The record is from RefSeq and is a predicted model, not a curated record. The coding region runs from base 1 to 1413 and encodes 470 amino acids. Lineage: Eukaryota; Metazoa; Chordata; Mammalia; Diprotodontia; Vombatidae. The transcript has a single exon.
AUGGAGGAUCCCUUUGGACCCGGCCCUCUGCCGCAGGUACCUAACCUCUCCAUCCCGCUGGGCCAGGGUAUCAACCUGUCGUCUGUGGGGGGCUCUGCUGCCGGGAUGCUGUCCCCGGCUCCCACACUUCCAAGCCAUAAGGUCCGGCUCGUUUCUCUCGGGAUAAUCUUGGUGGUGGCAGUGGUGGGUAACGCCACCGUGCUUUGUACGCUGUGCGGCAGUGGCGGUGGACCCUGGGCCGGCCCCAAGCGUCGGAAGAUGGACUUUCUGCUGGUGCAGCUGGCCCUGGCCGACCUGUACGUGUGCGGGGGGACCGUGCUGUCGCAGCUGGCUUGGGAGCUGCUGGGGAACACCCACCUGGUGGCGGGAGACCUGGCCUGCCGGGUAGUCAAGCUGCUGCAGGUGUCAGCGCUCCUGGCCUCCUCCAACAUCCUCGCCCUCAUCUGCCUGGAGCGACACCGGGUGGUGAGCCGGCCCCUGGGCCCUCCCCUCCCCACCCGCGCUCUUGCCGCCCUAGGCUGGCUGCUGGCACUGCUCCUCGCCCUGCCCCAGGCUUUUGUGGUCCGUGGCUGGCCGUCCGCCGGCCUCCCCGACGGCUACAGUGGAGUUCCCGCCUUGCCCUCGGCUUCGUCCACACCUGGCUCUUCCCUAGCCACCUCGCAGAACCCGCCAGGGCCAUCGGCUUCUGCCCGGGCAUGGUCCGGAGAGCGCCGGUGCCGUACCAUCUUCGGAGCCCUGCCUCGCUGGCACCUGCAGGUCUACACGGUGUAUGGGGCCGUCGCGGGCUUCCUGGCCCCUCUUGCCGUUGUGGGCGUCGCCUGCGGCCGCCUGCUCUGGACUCUGUGGCAGCAGCGACCCCAGGCGUCAGCUCCUGUCCCCUGGUCCCCCUGCGCCUGGGAGGCUGGCCACUGCAGGGCCCCAGCUCGAAGCUCGCUCACUCGAGCCAAGGUGCAAAGCCUAAAGAUGACCCUGGUGCUGGCCCUGCUCUUCGUGGUCUGCGAGCUGCCCUACUUCGCGGCGGAGCUGGCUGCUGCUUGGUCGUCCGAGCCCCCGGACGAAGGUCAGGGCCAGGGCUUGGCCUCUGCGCUGGGCGUCGUGGUGGUCACUAACAGCGCCCUCAAUCCCUACGUCUACCUCUUCUUCCAAGCUGAUGAUAGCCGGCUGCGGCGGUUGUGGAGGAGGCUGGGCACAGUCUGCUGCUGCGGCCACUGCCCGAAGAAAGGAGACGGGGAGGACGAGGACGAGGCGGCCCGGGGACACCAGCCACUCCACCGGCACCGCUGGCCCCACCACCACUAUCAUCACCAUCAUCGUCGGGAACAGCCUGGAGCUUCCACGUCGGAGGGCUUCCUUCACCCACCACUACCGCCUGCCCCCAAGCAGCUCCCCUGCUCCUGUGAAAGCGCCUUCUAG